AUGGACAGUACCCUGUACUUCCUGGGUGUCCCCUGCCCGGUGCUUGUACUUCUGCCCGGUAUCCUGUACCUCCCGGGUGUCCCCUGCCCGGUGUCCUGUACCUCCCGGGUGUCCCCUGCCAAAUGUCCUGAGGAUCUCAGAGCUUCACUGAUUCCAUUAAAGGAAAAGCUGGAGAAAUUUACAAAAAUGAAACAAGAAUUUGAGGAAAGAGCCAAACACAUGAAGAGUCAGUCCCAGCAGACUGAGAAGAAGAUAAAGGAGGAAUUUCAUGAACUCCAUGAGUUCCUGAGAGAGGAAGAGGAGAUCAGACUGGCUAUACUGAGAGUGGAAAAGAUGGAGAAGAGCGAGAGGAUGAAUGAGAAGAUAGAGAACAUCUCCAAACAGGUCUCCACCCUGUCAGAGAAGAUCAGAGACAUUGAGGAGGCCAUGGGUGCUGAGGACAUCUCCUUCCUUAUGACCUUCAAGGAAACCAAAGAAAAAGCCCAGUGCUCACUGCAGGACCCAGAGCUGGAGUCAGGGGUGCUGAUAGAUGUGGCCAAACACCUGGGCUCUCUGAAGUUCAGGGUCUGUGAGAACAUGCUGGGGACACUGCAGUACACUCCUGUGACUCUGGACCCAAACACUGCAGCCCCCUGGCUCUCAGUGUCUGAUGAUCUGACCAGCGUGAGAAACACUGAUGUUUAUCAGCAACUUCCUGACAACCCAGAGAGAUUCUCCUGCUGCGUGGGAGUGCUGGGAUCUGAGGGGUUUAACUCAGGAAAACACAGCUGGGAGGUGGAGGUGGGGGACAAACCUGAGUGGACAGCAGGAGUAGCAGCAGAGUCUGUUAACAGGAAGGGGGGGAUUAGAUACAAGCUAGAAAAUGGAUUCUGGGUUGUAGGUCUGAGGGAAGGUGAUGUGUAUACAGCAUGCGAUUCACCGCAAACCCGCCUGAGACUGGAGAGGAAACCGCAGAGGAUCAGAGUGCAGCUGGACUAUGACAGGGGGGAGGUGUCCUUCUUCAACCCCGCUGACAUGUCACUCAUCUACACCUUUAAAGGCACAUUCACUGGGAGCCUGUUUCCAUUCUUCUCUCCUGGUGUAAAUGAUGAUGGAAGCAACCCUGAAGUCUUACAGAUCUUCCCAGUAAAGGUGUCUGUGACAGUGAUGUGA
Messenger RNA from Paramormyrops kingsleyae, 1152 nucleotides. The record is from RefSeq and is a predicted model, not a curated record. NCBI's taxonomy places the organism in Eukaryota, Metazoa, Chordata, Actinopteri, Osteoglossiformes, Mormyridae.